GUUCCAAUCUCUGACACAGAAGCCAACAGCUCAGUUCUCCUAAGGACACAAGUCCCGCCUUAUACCUCACCUACCACCUCCAGUCUCUGACCACCAGCCCCCGCCCAGUCCACUACCCCUCGACGCAGCAUCGGCCACGUCUCAAUGAGACAGCGGAGAGCCGCUGCUGCCCGAGGACACUAGGGAGGAGAGGACCGCGUACGGAUUGCGUCGCCAGACAGCACAACCCCAAACUGCUAAAGCCCUGUCUUUUCUGCAGCACAGGCAACGCACAGCUCCACGGAAGAAAACAAAGAGAAAAAGCCACAUUAGACACCAGAGACUGACAGUGAACCCCAGUCAUCAUGACCCGCUGCAGAGUGAACCUCCGCACUGUGCUUUUCCUGGUGAUCCUGCAGGGGGCAGCAGUGGUGCUGCUUUCUAGGUGGUAUGUCCAGCUCAGUCCCUGCAGCUCUGCCCCCUCCAACAACAAAGUGCAUGUCCUGCUGCUGUCGUCGUGGCGAUCCGGCUCAUCCUUCCUGGGUCAGGUGUUCAGUCAGCACCCAUCUGUCUUCUAUCUUAUGGAACCCGCUUGGCACGUGUGGACCACACUGCAUAAACCCAGUGCACGGGCACUUCAAAUGGCUGUGAGAGAUAUGUUGCGGAGCAUAUUCCAGUGUGACUUCUCAGUGAUGGAGGCCUACCUGCCAGACCACUACAAUGCUUCCUCCUUGUUCAUGUGGAGUUACAGUAGAGCACUGUGCUCACCACCAGCCUGUCCUCUCACACCACACAACCAGUUCAGCAACCAGACCUUGUGCUACAAGACAUGUGAUGCUAGGGGCCUGCAGGGGGUGGAGAAGGCCUGUGGCACUUACAGUCACGUGGUGAUAAAAGAAGUGCGGCUUCUUGAGCUGGAGUCUCUCUAUCCACUUUUGCAGGACCCAAGUCUAGAUCUCCGCAUCAUCCAUUUGGUCCGAGACCCGAGGGCUGUGAUACAGUCUAGGGAGGAGGUAUCCAAAUCCUUAGCGUUUGAUAAUGCUGCCGUACUGGAGCAGAGGCGUGUAUGGGCACCUGAGGUGCAGUAUCAGGUCAUGCAGGAGAUCUGCCGUAGCCACGUGCGCAUCAAUGAGAGGGCCGUCCUGAAAUCCCCUCCAUUUCUGAAGGGUCGCUACAAAAUGGUCCGCUAUGAGGAUAUGGCACGCAGCCCACUUGAGGAAAUAGUUGCCAUGUAUGAGUUUGUAGGACUGGAGAUGACCGAACAGUUGGAGGAAUGGAUUUACACAGUGACCCAUGGACAAGGCAAAGGCACCAAGAAAGAGGCCUUUGAUGUCACCUCACGAGAUGCUGUGACUGUCUCCCAGGCUUGGCGCACCAUACUGCCAUACAACAAGGUCAGACGCAUUCAGGCAGUGUGUAAAGGGGCCAUGUCCUUACUCGGGUACAGAACAGUUCACAGUGAGCAAGAACAGAAGAGACUUGACAUAGAUCUGCUGAUACCACGGGAACCAUAUAGUUUCAGCUGGUUACCAGCAAAAACCGAGCAUCCUAGUAACAGUUAAAACAUGAAUGAUAAAGACAUUAUCACCAAGACACUACUAUAUGUUUCAUUAGCUGAGGGAAUACCAGCAUGAGGUUAAAACAUUGAUUUGUGAUAAACACAAUGUCAGUCAAGAGAGAAGAUCCAUCCAUCUAUUAUCUACACCACUUUUUCCUGAAUAGGGUCACGGGG
Monopterus albus (swamp eel) is the source of this 1711-nucleotide messenger RNA. RefSeq names its product carbohydrate sulfotransferase 6-like. The record is from RefSeq and is a predicted model, not a curated record. Gene Ontology annotation, molecular function: N-acetylglucosamine 6-O-sulfotransferase activity. Gene Ontology annotation, cellular component: Golgi membrane. Lineage: Eukaryota; Metazoa; Chordata; Actinopteri; Synbranchiformes; Synbranchidae. Bases 345 to 1541 code for a protein of 398 amino acids. Gene Ontology annotation, biological process: carbohydrate metabolic process; N-acetylglucosamine metabolic process; sulfur compound metabolic process. The transcript has 3 exons.